ACUAAUUCAAAAAAGCUUAAUAGUAACUUAACACACUCUCAAUUUGAUUCUGAUGUGAUAAGAAAACUUGGAAUUCCCCUUUCUAAAGCAAAGCAAGCGAUUCUCUCACCAAAAAAAAAACACACACACACACACACUUUUUUAAAUUCUCAAUCUCUUUUUCUCUCUUUCUCCAUUUAUUUUUGUUUAAACUCCGAGGAGAUCGAGACAGCGCCAUUGAAGAGAGGAAUUUCCAUUAUUAUAUUAAAAGCUUCAGCCGGUAGCCAUGGCAGCGGCGAUUAAGAAGCUGGUGGUGGUUGUUACGGUGGCGUUUGUUGUAAGCACGGCUGCGCCGCUGGCCGGAGCGGAAACGCACCAUGUCGUCGGCGGCGACAGGGGAUGGGAUGUCGAUUCCGACAUCAGUUCUUGGUCGGCCGGUAGAACAUUCAGAGUCGGAGAUAAAAUUUUGAAAUGGGGGAGGACAGGGUUCGCAUACUCGGUGGCACACGGUAACGUAGUGGAGCUGCAGAGCAAGGAGGAUUACGAAGCGUGCGAUGUAAGCAAUUUUAGUAGAAUGUACAGUGACGGCAUAGAUAUCGUGGCCUUAAACGGAGAAGGAAUCCGCUACUUCGCAAGUAGCGAAGCAGAGAGCUGCAGAAAGGGGUUGAAACUGCACGUGCAAGUCCAAGCCCAACAGAAGCCCCAAACGACAGGACUUGAAGCAACGAACGACGUGUCGGACGCUGAUGUAACGGCAGCUCCUCCCACUCCUUCAACCUCUUCUCCAUCCUUCACUCCCAUUUCUUAUCUCACUCUCGCCCUUUUGCUCUUCGGCAUUGCCUUUACUUAUUGGAUCAGAUAAACCUUCACUUUUUAUUUGUUCUUAUUCAUAUCUAGUGUUGUACUUGUAGACCAUAUGUAAUGUUUUUCCUUCAUGUGACUUUUAGUUUUCUUUAAUCUUAUAAUAAUGUUAAUUAGAUUAAGAUUAACUUAGUAUAUUGUGGCAUGCAUGUC
Molecule: messenger RNA, 993 nt
Organism: Benincasa hispida (wax gourd)
Lineage: Eukaryota; Viridiplantae; Streptophyta; Magnoliopsida; Cucurbitales; Cucurbitaceae
Product: early nodulin-like protein 22
Cellular component (GO): plasma membrane
Molecular function (GO): electron transfer activity
Source: RefSeq, a predicted model, not a curated record